UAUUGUUGAACCGAGCUUUGAUGCAGGUAAAAGGUGUGACAAUCUAACAAGUAAGAGGUGAUGAAGGAGUAUCAACCCAUACCCUAUGCCAUUCAGGGCUAGAGACUAGCUAUUCACAGAUAUUUUUCUGGCUAAUUAUGUGUACAGAUUCCUGGGGUGCACAGAAAUUAUGUAAUCACCCAGCUGACCUCUGGUGGGCAGUAUUCAGUCCACACUUUGGAAAAACUGAUUGAGAAUAUUGGUCACAUAAGAGACCUCACUGUUGGCAAGAUUAUCGGGCAGCCUGAAAGGGGUGACAUAGUUGGUGACUGGUGGACUGCAUUUGAUGAUAGUAAUGUAAACAUGAAUUCUUGGGAAGGAAACAGUAAUUGGUCACCAAAUAGACAGUACAGCUACAGUGAGAAGGUCACUCCCCCUAUCAAGAAUACAAACCCGGUGAAUUUGCAAAGAAGUAAAGAUAUGUGGUCAUCAGACAAAUCUGGCAGUGUUAGACAUAUUACCACACCAAGUCAUUAUCAGAAUGGGACUACCACCAACAAUUCUUUGCUCCCAGCUUCAAACCGUCCUUGGCCUGACCCCAAUAGAAUGCAGCAAUAUAUUUCCACAAUGGACAGGGUACCUUUGGAAACACUGAAGGCAUUACAUACUGUUGCACAGGAACGAUCAAAGGUGGCUAAGUUACAGUAUGAAUGGAUCAAUGGUGUAGAACAUUUGAUUAAAGAUAAAAUUGAAGUCAGGAGUUUGAAAGGACCAAAUGAUAAUGUGCAUCAACAAGGGUUGCCACAAUUGCAGGGUAAUCAAACUGUGCCAUAUUAUCCACCGCUGAAAGAAAACACUCAGGAAAAGCACAAAGAAGGUGGAGUUCAUAUUAUGCCUAAUUCAUCAGUUAUACCACCAGUACUUAGCACAUAUCAGCAGCCACAACAAUUUCAGCAGUCACAGCAGCAUAUAUGGCCAGCAAGAAACUACCACAAUACAACUGGUGUGGCACUCUCACAGUAUCAGUAUUCAAAAUCAACAAACUUGCAUAUUGCUCAAGGACAAAUGCCUGGACAAAAUCAAGGCACAAAUGCAUGGUCAGGUCCUUCAUCCAAUCACAUCUAUGACACAAACAGGCACGGAUAUGCACAACAAUUGCUAAGAACCCAGACUGAGAUGAGAAAUGGACACUCCCAAGCAAAAUCAGCUGUGAACAGGUGGAAUGCAAAUGAACCACUCCAGCAAACCCAAAAUGUAAUGCCUGGGUAUAUGCACUCUAAUCAACAAAUGACAUAUCAGCAGCCAACAGCACUGCCAAAUUCUACUUCAUGGGUUUACAAUCAACCCAGAUCUAACUGGACAAGUAGUACAGAACAGAGCAAUAGUAUUUCGGGACCAAUCAUUGAUUGUAGGUCUUCUAAUAGACAACAACAACAACAAGCACUUUUGCCACAACAGUAUCCUCCAGGUCAACCAAACCCUGGUUCAAUCCAAAGAAGUUCUCAGGGGAGUCUGUUAAGUGCAGACAUGAUUGUAGGAAGCCAAAGAAAUAGCAAUGAUGCGCCUAGAAAUACCUCGGGUAAUUUACAAACUCUGGGAGCAGUAGUAGAGAAUGCUAUAUCCAGGUCAUUUACACCCCCAUUACAGUUUUCUUCACCUCCUGAAGCUUGGCAGCAACGGGUAGCAGUUUCACCUGUUGAGGUACAAUCUGCAUCUACAGGUCAAUAUUUAUUACCUUCAUCCACAAAUUUAGAAACUCAGGGAUCAGUGGUUGAGAAUACUGCAUCCAGGAUACAAACACUCCCUGCACAGUCUUCAUCAUCUCAUGAGGCUUGGCGGCAGCCAGUAGCAGUUUCCCCUGUUGACGUACAAUCUUCAUCUACUGCUGAACAUUUAGUGCCCUUAUCGAGAGAUGCCCAGCAGAACCAACAUGAUUCUACAGUUACAAAUGACCAAACAAGAUCCGUUUCGGCUGCAAGAACAGUGUCGUCAUGUAGCACUCAAACUGUACAUAUCAAGUCUGAAUAUAACUCAGAGGUGCCCUGUGCUGGAGUAUCAAACAAAGUCGCAAGUUCUCCAAGAACAAAACCAGAUAUAAGACAUAUUCAGUCAGGACCAUUUGAUUCUUUAGGCAUUGACAAGACCGAAGGGGCUGUUUCUCUUGCUGACUUUGGCAGACAAUUUAACUCAUCUGUGGCCAAUCUGCCUUCUGCAGUUGAAAAUGAUUUCAUGGUAAAAGUUGAAAAUAAACCAAGCUGCAGUUCAACAGCAUUGGCUAUAUCAGGGAGAGAAGAAAAUAAUUCUCAAGAACCAGCCUCUUCACCUCAAAUAGACCUAGACAGCACAGUCCUUUAUGGUUGCAUAGAUGCAGAAAGUCCAAGGCCUGCUGUAUUCAAAAGUGGUCCAAAGCAUGCUUCCUCUUCUGACACAUUGAAUAUCAGCACAUCGAUAACACCAAUUUCAGGUAGCUUUUUAAAGGAUAAAGCCAUAACUCCGUGUUCUGCUAUCUCAAACAAUAGCAUCUCCUCUUGUGCUUCCAGUGACAAAGCUGUAAGAGAUGUGAAGCCUAUACAGGAUGUUGAUAGAAGAAACACCAAUACACUGAGUAACAUAGAAACUCAAAAUGGCCCGCAGAAUGCAUGUUCUGUCCUUACAUCAGACUGGAAGGAAGGAUCAUCCUCUCUAACUGACAAAAAUGACUCAAGUUCUUCCAUCAACAAAGGCCCAGCUGUUGAAACCCCAAAUGCUGAUACCACGGAUUGCUUACAUCAAAUUACCAUAAGUGAUGUUAGACACAUUUCUGAUGUAAAUGAUGUGAUACCAGACACACCACAGGAUAAAGCUCGUAGUUCUGGAGUAAAUAGUCCAUCCAGAGACAAUGCUGACACAGGUGCCACUGGUUUGUUGAACACUGACACUGAUUAUGUUUCAGAAGUGUAUAAUGUCAAAGUUACUGUCCCACCAAAGUCGAACAACCUGAUAUUGAUUUCAAGAGAGAUUGUUGAUUUUAGUGAUGAAGAGGAACAAGACUUCUCUGAAAAAGUGGAAAGUACUCCCAGGGCAAACACUGAUGUAGAUGACACUCAAAGUAAGGAAACUGAGAUAGUGCCUUGUACUUCAGUCAAAACUAGCUUCUUGGGCAUUGAAAAGACAGACCAUAAGAAGGAAGUUAGUAUACCAUUUGUUUCUCCGACUGACCCUUAUCUCCACCAAGAAGAAAAUGUUAAACCAUUAGAUAUCAAAAACCUUAAAGUUGAGGGCAAUUCAUCUGAAUCUUCAAGUGUCCAGUCUUUGGUGGUAGAAAACAUCAGGGGUGACAAGGAACAUGCAGCUACAUCAGCAACUUCAAUAUCACCAUCCAAUGUUGGAAAUGCACAAACAACCCCUCCAAUUAUUGUCAUUGAUAUCAGUGAUGAUGAAGUGGAAGAAGUAGAUGUGAGUAACAAUGCAAAGGAUCCUUCUGAUGUCUUACCCCAUGAAAUCCAUACUAUGGAUAUCUCGGAAGUGGACAGUGAGCCUGAAUACAUUGAUAUAGAUACAUUAAAUAUUCCAUCAAAUGACACGCCCUUACCAAAAGGAAGUCACCAGGCGGCUAGUUUGGAAAACGUAGAAACACCACAACCUGUGGUUCCUAGUUUUCACAAGGUAAUCAACCAGGAGACCUAUGUCACGGAGAUUAAACGAAAACAUGAUGAUAAGCAAGAUAAUGGUGGUAUCUCUCCUAGGAAGAAGAUGCUAUUAGACAAUGGACCAAUAUCAGAUAUCAGCCUCGAUUAUCAAGAAGCUGCUGAGACAUCUUCAGAGCACAUCAGUGCAUCCAGCAGGGUGAUUGAUGAAACUACGCAACCUGCCAAGGCCACCAAUUAUCUGCAAAUUUCUAGAUGUAGCCCAAAACUUCUUUUGGUGAAAAGAACAGAUGGCAAGUUAUAUAUAUGGAAGGAAAAAUAUUUCAGAGAUUCCCAUUCUGAUGUCUGUGCAGGAGCCUGGCUUCAAAGAUUGGAUGGCAGGCAAGAUGUUUUAGUUUUUAAAGAUAUGUAUAAUGGAAUAACACUGCUAAGUGGACUAGUAAAUCAUUUUAAAUGUACAUUAGAACAAUUGAAGGAAGUGUGCAUGCUGUUAGGAGCUCCUAUGCAAAACUUGGCAAGUUCAGAAUAUUUAAUGGCAAAGUAUACUGAAGACCUAAAGGGUGCAAAACUGGAUCUUGACCCAACCGCUGUAAGCCUGAAUUUUGUGCAACACCAUUACAAAACCAUUGCAGCUGGAGUGAAAUCACUAAAAGAAAGGUCUAGAACUAUUACUGAAGAAGGAUUUAAAUCUCAAGUCCAUAGUAAGAAAACCAAAGAGCAAGGAGUGGAAGUUCAAGAUAUGUAUAGAGAUGAAUCGUCUGCACAAAUGGAACAGACACCUGUUUCACCAAAGACAACUCCAGAUUCUCACUUAUUGCCACCUUCGAGAAUGGAGGGCGUGGAACAUACACCCAAAGAGAUUCAUUCAGAUGGUUCUCUUCAGUUUCCAGUACCUUCCUUGGAAAAGACCUUCAGCCAGAAUCACACUGUCCCUCCUACUUGCUCAGUAUCUGCCUUGACAAAUGCCUCUUCAGCACCAGCCCAAGAUUCUGAACAUAUUGGCACAGCGGCUUUGAUAGGUUCUUCCCAUAGCCACGAUGUUCACCGUCACAAUGCUGUAGAGAAACCUGAAUUGACCAGUAACUUAGGAAAUGAUUCUGUAGCUUCUCCAAAUGCUUCCUCAAUUUCAACAAGGGACCCUGUUCAUUCCCAAAUUGGCCAAGCUGGAAUUUGUGAACAACCCGAAGUCUCCCCAGCAGUCUUCACAAGUGACUCUGAAUAUAACUCCCAUCCUGCUCCUGUUGGCACAGCUGCUUUUGGAUAAAAACUUGGCACAGCACCCAUCUGUUACGUCUACUGAAAUGCCACCAGGUGAACUAAAUUUGGAUAAAAGAACCUUUAAAGGGGCAACUAGGCUCCCACAACAGAGCAAAGUUGUACCUGUUGACUCAUCAGCCUCUACUCACACUUCUCAACACAGCAAAUCAAUUUCCACUGGCAUCAAUACAGUAAAAGAAGGGCAUGCAGAGAAAGAGAUGGUGUCUGGAUCAUCUACAUCUUCGACCAGAACUAUUUCUAAAACAACUGUGAAAACUGGUGCUAGCCCUUUCAGGACUGAAGUAGCUUCUGUUUUCAAGAAACAACACAGUGCAUAAUUACAUUGCAUCCAGUGUUACUUCAAGAAAAAAAGUGGAAGACUAUUCAAAUUUGCCAGAAAGAAAAUUGAUUGUCAAAAUAUUGAAUGUCCCAUUCCCAUGUGUGGAACGUGGUAAUGAACAGUACAUAACUCUCCAAAGAUUCCAUAAGAAGUUCUUCCCCAACUUUAAAUCCAAUCAAGUCUUGAAAGCAUUAAAGGAACUUGGAGUAGUUUGUAGGCCUAUGUCCUUGAAAGAGCAGCGACAUGUAGAAAUGAUGACCAAAAAUGGCACAUCAAUAGGAAGUUGGAUGGUACAUGCCAGACAGACUAGUCUGGUCUUUCAUAAACUUGAUCACAUGCUAAGAAAUAGUCAGUGAGCUGUUAACAUAGGUGGAGGCCAGGGGAAAUUGAGUCCUUUUUUAUCUUUCACUUUGUGCAGAUUUGUGUGUUAACCAAUUGUUUACUUAAUAUAUGCAAAUAUUGUAUUUUUUGCAUUUACUGAAUUUGGUCACAGAUUAAAAGUAAAUCUUUGUACAGGAUUAUUUUGUAACUAGAACAAUGAGCAUUACGUUAGUGAUCAAUUUAUUUUUGAAUAAUGACUUACAUAAGCCUUCAUGGGACAGAUGUGAUAUUAUUUUUAUAAAGUUAAGUUUAUGUUCCUUUCAUAUAAAUAAACAUUGUAAUUCGUAAACAUCCAUUUAUAAAUAACAGUGAAGUGAUUUCCUAGAAAUUUUCAGUAUUAUGUCAAAGAUGAAAUACCAGAAGAUUGAAUUAUGUCAGAGCUUUGUUUUACAAGUAUUUUCACAAAUGCAAUUUUAAGAAUAUUGACCACUUUUUGUAAACAUCAAGAAAAAAUGGCUUAGUUUUACACGGGAAGGGUAUUACUUAUGUCUUCCAAGAAAGUAUUUUUCUCUUUUUAUGUGCCAAAGAACAUGCACAAAAUCAAAAAGAAAGUGCUUUGUUGCUUUUUAAUGGCAUUACUAUUUGAAAAAAAAAAAUAUUAAUGAUAUGUUUCCUUUGGUCAGAUUAACUUACACUAUGUAAAUGAGACAAGAAUAAACAUUUCUUUUGCCUUAA
Molecule: messenger RNA, 6258 nt
Organism: Lingula anatina
Lineage: Eukaryota; Metazoa; Brachiopoda; Lingulata; Lingulida; Lingulidae
Source: RefSeq, a predicted model, not a curated record